ACUACUCGUAUAUAUACAAAUGUGGUGGUGAAUACCAUGAAUCAUCUAGAAGGCUUAGGCCAACCGUCGUUGUUGGUCUCCAGUCUUUAAACGAAUUUGUCGAAGUGUGUUGGCUGUGUCAGUCAUAGCGCGCGGGUCUAUGGUAUAUUCGAGUUCUCUUAAUUCCACUACUACUACCGAACCGUCCCGAGUAAUAGUCCAACUAAAUUUUAUAUUUGCUUUAUAAUUGAAUCGAGUGUAUUCAGUUCAUCUGGUGAGUUAUAGUCAAAAAUUCAAAAUAAAUCAAAAAGUGCAGGUGUUGUGCAGUGCAGGUAACCGUUUGAUGCGCGAAAGAAGUAAACUAUUAAAAAAUUUAAUAGUCAUAUUAAUAUCCUCAACUAAAAAGAUUUACAAUAAAUUCAAAUAUAAUAUUAUGAACUACAUAAAAUAAUCGUAAAAACAGUUAAUUAAGAUCAGGAAUGAACUAUGUUUACGGCACCACCAAUAGUGCGGAAAUCAAACAACCAGACUUGGAUUAAAUGUAUGUAACACAUUGCAGAAGAUUAGAAGACUUGUUCAAAAUGAAUGAGGUUCCAAACAGCACGAACGGAAUGACAUAUAAUUCCCCGUUUAUGUCUGACAACCGAAAACAGUUCAGAUUAGACAUUAUAAAUUGUAACUUGCCAGAAGAUACCUCGCAUUUCACGAUCUCUGACAAAAAGUCUCCUAAACUAGCAACUUAUUAUUUCAAACACGAAGACACUGACUCCAGUAUGGAAAAAAGUGAACACAAUUAUCCUUUAUGCGAACCAGAUACUGAAAAUGAAACUAAGGGCAAUCAUAGAGGAACAAACCACCAUUUCGAAGACAUACCUAAUUGUUUUAAAGAUAAGAAAGAAACAGAAAAAAAAGAAGAAGUUAGUCACAUGACGCCAGAAAUGAAAGUAGCACGGAGAAAUAUUAACAAACCCACACAUAGUAAUCGAGGUCUUCCAAGACCCAAAUCGCUUUCCGAGGAUACCAUACGAGUACUGGUCCAAAAAGCAGAGGAAUUAGUUAGCACAGAUAAACGACAUAAACUAACGAAAGUAAAUAAAUGGUUAAAAUUAGAAAAACCAGAUGACAGUUGCGACGCCAGCGGCGAAGAUGACGAAAAAGAAUCUCAAACUUCAGAUGAUCUCGAUGCUAGUACUGCCACAUUACGAGGGGGUGAUUAUUCUUUGACCGAUUUAACAGUUACCAGUAAUGGAAGUAGACAGUGGUUGGGAUCAAUUUCAAGAUUUAACGAUGUUGUUUCUACACCUGGUAUUAACAGUUUUUCGAUAUCAGAGUCUGCACUUCAUAAAAUGAUCCUGUCGCAGAAAGAUCUUCCUACCUCAUACACUACAGUUAGCACUAAUAACGUUAACUCCAACAAUUCUACUUCUUCCACAGUCGAAGAAGUAUUACCGUUGAUAGUGGAAAAAACGUCACCAAUAAGAAAAAAGAAAUCGAAAUUAAAGAAAAGGACAUUGUUUGUAAAAUCCGACACCCACCUCUUAUACAAUUCUUGUCAAAAAAUCAAAAGUCAUCUCAUCAAAUCCGGAUCUUUCCCUGGAUAUAGUACAAUGUAUACAAUGGGUUCUAAUAGCAACGAGAACGAUUCCAAACAUGAAACAUUUACUGAACAGACUUUGGUACCACCGGGGAACAGCGAGACUUCAACAACCAGUGGUGCAGACAGCGAGGACGACAAUAAGAGAAGGCCUCUAAAUUUCAAAUAUGGUGGAAAAACGCGUUAUUUAACUAAUGAACCGUUAAGAACUGACAAGCUAGGUAAAAACAGUAUAAAUGCCGAAGAACAGUCAAGUUCUCUAUCUGAGCAAGCAUGGGACAACUAUCAGGAAAAUUAUCUUUCUGAGCCUUAUAGUGAAUCUCAUGAUUCAGAUGCGGCGCGAAGACUUCUAAACUUCGGCGAAGACUACAGGAACUUCAUCGAUAGUCAAUCUGACUGGUCAGCAUUUUCCGACAUCUCACCACGAAUGAAACGAAAAUCAUGGCCCCAGCGAAACGACGAAGGCUCUAAUAGCGAGGAAGAGUCUUUGAAACAAAUAAUUAGUGACUCUAAAGAACAUCUGAAUCGAGCUGCGCAAAUUUAUGACCAGAUUAAAAUCGGGACAUACAAUCAUCUGGUUACUCACGAAAUCGAUGAUCUCAUAUCUACAUGCGAUCGACAUAUAAAUUUAUUGAAACACAUGAGUGAUUCUUCUGACGGAUUAAAAAUGUCAUACGUGGACAAAGCAGUCACAACAGGGUUACUGGAUCAAUGGAGAGUUUUAAAAAUCAAAAGCUCAUCCAUGGACGAAUUUAGAAAACUUCAUAAACAAAUUUUGGAAUUAAAAUCUUUCAUUACAACUCAGAAUUUCGCUCAAAGAAAAAUCAACAUUUCACAACACUGCGGUAUUGAAGAUAUCUAUAAUGAAAUCGACUCUUGCAAUAAACUGUUAGAAACUCUGUUAGAACAUGGUUCAAAUCUUGCCUCUCUUAACGCUUUGGUUCAUCGGUACUCUCUAGAUAAUCAAGAUUCCGAAGAAUUUAGCGGGACUACUUUGAAAGCAGAAGUUUCAGAAUUGUACGAAAUGUUCGACAACGCACGUACCUGUCUUACUGAUGAAUUAUGCCAGCUGAAAAGCCUGUUGCCGGUGUGGAGAACACUGGAAUCAAGGUUAGAACAACUCCAAAACGAUCUAAAAAAGGACGAGAAAACGAUUCAGGUCCUUAACUCCUGUUUGACAAAUGGAACUUUUACCGUUAAGACCGCUUCCACAGUUCGAGAGGUUGCGAAAUUAUUGUCAGAAUCUACUACAUCAAUCACUCAGCCCAUACAAGACAUUUUGAUGGAGGGGUCAUUCUCCGAUAGUGGUAUAUCCGACGAAGGAUCCGAACAAGAGAUCGGUGAGAGACAACGAAGGUUGGCCGCUAUUCGGCGUUUAGUUCGACAAUUAGAGAUCGGUUUACCACCGGACUCUAAAGCUCGAUUGAUGAUGAGAGAAAAAUUGUCAGCAGCUGAAGAAGAUUUAAAAUCAUUACAGCUUCAAUGCAGAUCUCUUAUUGCACGUACCUCAGCAUGUUCAGGAAGCUUUGUUGAUAAAUUGAGAUCUGUUCCGGAAGAAGAAGCAGCCUUGCGUGUAUUUAAAACGGCACCCGGAGAUCCAGAUAGCGAUCCCGAAAGGAAUCCCAACGGAAAGUCAUGGUUUAGACGUUUCUUCAAAGUAUCUUUCACAAUUCAGCUGAUUCUAAUUACUUUCUUCUGUUUGAGUUGUUUAUUUGAACCAAGUUGUUGCGACUACAUGAAUAACUAUUCUUGGUCGCUAAGUCCUAAACUACAUUAUGGGGCUCGCCCGCCAAUAUGAACGGUACUUAUAGGGUAAUAUUUAAUUACGAAAUUUUCAAUUGAUAUCAUAAAACCAGUGAAAAUUCAUUUAUUUCUAAGUGACUUUUUGAAUGGUAUUGCCAAUUUCCCCAUGCUGAACUGAGUGCCUUUACUAUAAAUGACAAAGCUUUCAAAAAAUUAAAUAUAAACAUCAUAUUUUUACAUCUCAUAUCUUUAAUCACUAUAGACCUUAUUACAGAUUGCAUUAAAGUAGAAGUAUAAUGAUGAGAAAAUAUUCAAGUAACCAAUUUGAAUAAUAUAUCCAUUUGAAAUUCAUUUGUGGCAACAUAAUACUGUAUAUAUAAAAGUUUUUGAUUUUAGGUCUCUUCUUUUACAAAAUUAGUUUUUUUAAAUAAUUUUUAAAAGAAAGAUGAAUUUUGACGUUUCGACUUUUCUUUAAGUCUUUAUCAAAAUAUGAUAUUGACACUGCUGACAAUUUGCGUAUUUAUAUUGAUCAAGAACAUUUAGACGCAUUUAUAUAUAUAUAUAUAUAUAUAUAUAUAUAUAUAUAUAUAUAUAUAUAUAUAUAUAUAUAUAUAUAUAUAUAUAUAUACACUACAACCGCAAUAUAUUAAGUAUAUUCUGUUAAUUUAGUCUUUUAUAGGAGUUAAUUCUAUUUUGAUAGGAAGACGGCAAAAUGGCAUUUUCUCAUUUUCUCUUCAUAUUGAGUCACUGCUUACAUUACCAAUAUUCAAAAUUACACUGCCUGAUGCACGUUUCGAUAACCAUGUUAUCGUCUUCAGAGACUGAAGGUAAAGUAAGUAAACAUAAUAUUUUUCCAAAAUCUUGCGUUUUUGUAGGAAAUGAGGAACAUUAGCAGAACGUCUUGGCUCGAAAUCUAAUUGUUUUAAUCGUCUUCUGGCCGUUUUUGAACUCACAUUAGUUUAUCUUACGUUUUGUAGCUCAUUUUUAGAUGCGUUGAUGUUAACGUACGAUUUAGAGUAUCAAAAAGCGGUCGUUGUUUCAUACUCUUUGCGUUCUUGGAUGGGAUUUUCCUUGUAAAAUCUUCGUUUUCUUCAUAUUGUUUCAAAACUUUGGAACCUGAAAAUUAAGUUAUCGCAUUGUCUUUCUAUGAAUAUCCUUGGCUAUGUACAGUAUGGAAUUGACUAUGUUAUAGUUCCUAGCACAUAAUAUGAGGAAUAUGGGUGCAGCAUUGGUGAGAUUAAAUGAAUUUUUCUGAAAGAGCUCAAUUUAUCUCCUAAUGUAUUAUGUAAUGCGGAUGUUUCCUGUUUGCAGCAAUAUUUUCACGGCGUGAAGUUACCAAUAACAUUUAUUUCAAGUAACUAUGAUUAUUGAAAAUAUUUGCGUAAUAUGCCAAAAAGUACCUAUUUCAUUUUAGCUAUUUAUUUUAUAAACGAAUCAGUAUUUGUUUAUUGUUAUGUGGUUAAAUAAAAUUUAGAUUUUCUGGGUCUAGUACUGCUCUGUAUGUAGAAAUACCUAAGUCAUAUCAAUUUAUAUGGUCUCUCGAAUGUAUGACUAAAUAUUUUCGUAAAUACGAAAUGCUUCUCUGUAUAUUAGUCAUUAUGAUUGUUGUUAAAUUUAAUAUAAUUAUAUAUGUAACCCCUUCCUUCAAAGGAGGAAAUGGUACAGAAAUUUUAGUACAAUUGUAUUGAUUUCAUUCACUGUGAGCAAUUAUGUGGAUUAAUAUAUGAUAUAUUUUUCACUUAUAUUUCGUUUUUUUUUUCUCAUCCAAAUAUCCCACAAUUCAAAGUUAGACUAUGUACUUAUACAAAAAUUAUAACAAAAUAUUGACAUUGCAGUUUUUCAAUUUGGGAACACGUAACCGAGUAUCAAGAAAUUUAUCAAAGAAUUAUCAGUUGAAUUAGAAUGAAUAGGCUGGUUAUCAACAAAAGUGUUUCUAAAAUCAUAAAUCAAUUUAAGGGCAAAGAUAAUUACUAAAAUAUAUGCUUCACUGCUUUGAAGCCGCCAUUUAAGCCCAUACUUGUCUCAAAAUCUCUUCUUCUCUAUUUUCUAUUCAUCACUACAUAUGAAUAAAUCCUCAAUAAGUCUUAUUGAAUAUUAUAUCUUCUUAUUCCUAUG
Molecule: messenger RNA, 5431 nt
Organism: Diorhabda sublineata
Lineage: Eukaryota; Metazoa; Arthropoda; Insecta; Coleoptera; Chrysomelidae
Exons: 14
Coding region: 519-3371 (950 amino acids)
Cellular component (GO): membrane
Source: RefSeq, a predicted model, not a curated record